Molecule: messenger RNA, 4796 nt
Organism: Adineta steineri
Lineage: Eukaryota; Metazoa; Rotifera; Eurotatoria; Adinetida; Adinetidae
Source: the annotation of a GenBank genome assembly
AUAGUGAUCGAGUUGGUAAUAAUAGUCCAGCAAUAAAUAAUGAACCACAAGUUAAAAUUGAAUAUGCAUCAAAAAAAGAAGCGAUGGAUGCAUUUAAAGAAUUACUUCGUGAAAAAAAUGUUCCAUCAAAUUCAACAUGGGAACAAGCAUUAAAAUUAAUUGGUAAUGAUGCACGUUAUGCAGCUAUAAAACAUAUCAAUGAAAAAAAACAAACAUUUAAUGCAUAUAAAGUUGCUCGUGUUAAAGAAGAAAAAGAAGCUGAACGUUUAAAAUUAAAACAAAUUAAAGAUGAAUUUGAAGCAUAUCUACAAAAUUGUGAACAUAUGAAUUCAACAAUAAAAUAUCGAAAAGCCGAACAAUUAUUUUCACAUUUACAAGUUUGGUCAGCUGUACCCGAACGUGAACGACGAGAAUUAUAUGAAGAUGUGGUUAAUUAUUUAGAUAAAAAAGAAAAGGAAGAAGCGAAAGCAUUAAAAAAACGUAAUGUCAAAGCUUUGAAAGAUAUUUUAUCCAAUAUGUCAAAAGUAACAUAUCGAACAACAUGGCAAGAAGCUCAACGUCUUUUACUUGAUAAUGUUGAUUUUGUUAAUGAUACAGAAUUGCAAAAUAUGGAUAAAGAAGAUGCAUUAAUUGUAUUUGAAGAAUAUAUUCGUGAAUUAGAAAGAAUCCAUGAAGAUAGUAUAGAAACUCAACGAAAAUAUAUUCGACGAACAAAUCGAAAAAAUCGAGAAGCAUUUUUAUAUUUUCUUGAUGAAUUACAUGAACAAGGUAAACUUCAUUCCAUGUCAUUAUGGGUUGAAUUAUUUGGUAUUAUUUCUAACGAUGAAAGAUUUAGUAAAAUGCUUGGACAACCCGGUUCAACACCAUUAGAUUUAUUUAAACUCUAUGUUGAAGAUUUAAAAGCUCGUUUCCAUGAUGAAAAAAAAGUCGUUAAAGAAAUCUUAAAAGAUAAAGGUUAUACAAUUGAUAUUGAUUCAACAUUCGAAAAAUUUGCUGAAAUUAUUUCAACGGAUAAACGAGCAGCAGCAUUAGAUGCUGGAAAUAUUAAAUUAACAUUUAAUAGUUUAAUGGAUCGAGCAGAAACAAAAGAAAAAGAACGGCUGAAAGAUGAAGCACGAAAACAAAAACGACUUGAAUCAAAUUUUAAAUUAUUAUUGAAAACAAAACUAGAGUCAUUAACAGAUCAAUCCAAAUGGGAAGAAGUUAAAGGAUCCAUUGAAAAUGAUAAUGAUUAUCUUGCACUUUCAUCAGAUUCAGAUCGUCUUCGUCUUUUUGAAGACUAUCGUCGACAAGUUGUUGCUGAUGCACAAGCAGCAGCAGCUGCAGCGGCUGCCGCUGCAUCUCAUCAUUCACAUCAUCAUCAUAAAAAAGCACGAAAAGAAAAGAAAAAACGUAAACAUGAAAAAUCAAAUAGUAGUAAUACAGUAGCAGUAAGUGAUUCCGAUGGUGAAGAAAAAAAGAAAUCUAGUUCGUCAGCAACAGCAACAACUACUACUACUCCUACUACUCCUCCUCCUGCUCCUCCUACAUCUCAACCAGUUCUAGUGGAUGCACCUGAAAGUGAUGAAGGUGAAACAAAAGAUAGUGAUGGUGGUACACCAUCUACGACUGCUCCACCAAUUCCAGUAACUGAAUCAACAACAAAAUCUAAAGCCAAAAAGAGUAAAAAGUCAAAGAAAAAACGCAAGAAGAAAGCAGCAUCUGCUCAUUCAUCGAGUGAAAGUGAAUCGGGUAUUUAUACACGUCCACAAAUACCAGAUAAUAAAGUUGGUUGUGGUAAAUGUGGAUACGUUGGUCAUUUAACUUAUCAAUGUCGCAAUUUUCUUCAAGCAAAUCCAACUAAAGCCGUUGUACUUGACGUUAGUUCAACUAGUUCACCAUCGAGUGACGACGACACAGAUACACCUCUUCAACAACUUGCUCGAGAAGAAAUCAAUCGUGAAAAACAAAACGUCCAAAAAAAAGAACCAAAAACAAGUGCAAAAUCAGAAAAACCAAAGCGUAAACGACAUCGAUCACCCAGUACAAAUAGUUCGUCGGAAUCCGAAUCCGAAUCAAAAAGUUCGAAACGAAAACGUCAUCAUAAACAUCGACAUCAUUCAUCUAAAUCAAAAAAAUCGAAAAAAUCAUCAAAACAUCUUUUUCUCGUUAUUGUUUUUCUUUUGUUUUCUUUAUCACAUUCUAUUCGUAUUCCUUUAACUGGUGACAAUUGGUUUAUUACUGAUAACAGAUCUUAUUCUGCUCAAGGUCAAAUACCUGGUACUAUUCAUACAAUUCUUCUUGCUGCAAAUCAAAUUACUGAACCUUAUUGGGACUUUAAUGAUAUCAAUCAGCGUUCUCUAGUUUAUUCUUCAUGGACAUUUACAAAGAAUUUUUCGUUACCACAAGAUUUUCUAACAUCUACACAAUUUAUACUUCAUUUCGAUCAAAUCGAUACAGUUGCUAAUAUAACAUUAAAUGAAUGUUUUCUUGGUCAAACAAAUAGUAUGUUUAUUCCAUAUACAUUCAAUGUAAUAAGAUCAUGUUUACAAUUUGAUAAUCAACUUCGUAUUGAUUUUCAAUCACCAGUAUUAUAUGCAUUAAAUCAAGCGAAAGCAUAUAAUGAUAGUGUACCUCCGGAUUGUACACCUGAUGUUCAACAUGGUGAAUGUCAUGUUCAAUUCAUUCGAAAAGAACCAUGUUCAUUUAGUUGGGAUUGGGGUCCAGCAUUUGCUCCAAUUGGUAUUCCAGGUGAUCUCUUUCUCGAAGGUACUAAUCAUACUGAUAUAUUGAUUCAACUUGAAAGUAUUAAUGUUGCUUCAUAUCAAUCAUCCAUCAACAAAUGGCAAGUUGAUGUAUUAUUAAGUAGUAACAAUGAUCUAUUUGAUUGUCAAUUAAAAUUUAUAUUAGAAAAUACUUCAUUUAUUUAUGAAACAAGUAUUAGAUUUGAUCAUAAUCUAUCGAUUUCAUUAUUAAUUCCUGAUCAAGACAUAGAACUUUGGUGGCCAAAUGGAUAUGGUGAACAAAAAUUAUAUAAAUUAUCUAUUUAUAAUCAAGAAGAAUUUAUUGGUUCACGUACAAUUGGUUUUCGUACAGUAGAACUUAUUCAACAUGAUUAUGGUUCAACUAUUAAUGGAACAUCAUUCUAUUUUCUUAUUAAUUAUCAAUCCAUUUUCAUUAAAGGUAGUAAUUGGAUACCAGCAGAUGCAUUUCAAGAACGUGUAACAGAUGAACAACUUGAACGUUUACUUCGUUCAGCUCAAUUAGCUAAUAUGAAUAUGUUGCGUAUUUGGGGUGGUGGUAUUUAUGAACGUAAUUCAUUCUAUGAAAUAGCUGAUCGUUUAGGGAUUAUGUUAUGGCAUGAUUUUAUGUUUGCUUGUAGUUUAUAUCCAAUUGAUGAAUUAUUUUUAAAAAAUGUUCAUGAUGAAGUUAUUUAUCAAGUAAAACGUCUUCAAUCACAUGCAUCGAUUGUUCUUUGGGCAGGAAAUAAUGAAAAUGAAGCAGCUGUUGCUCAAAAUUGGUAUGAUGUAUCCGAAGAGAAAAUGCCAAAAGUAAAAGAUGAUUAUCGUAAAUUAUAUGUUGAUAUAAUAAUGAAUAGUGUGAAAGAAGUUGAUAAAGGUAAUAAUCGACCAUUUGUUACUUCAUCACCAAGUAAUGGUCUUGAAACAAUUAAAGAAAAUUAUAUUGCCAAAGAUCCUGGUGAUCCACUCUAUGGUGAUGUUCAUUUUUAUGGUUAUCACAAUGAUUCAUGGGAUCCAACAACGUAUCCAAUCACUCGUUUUCUUUCUGAAACAGGUAUACAAUCAUUACCAAGUUUAGAUACAUGGUAUCAAGCAACAAAUGAUACAUCAAAUUUGAAUUUGAACAGUUCAUUUCUUCUACAUCGAGAACAUUCACAAAAUCAAUUAACUGCAAUGAUAUAUCAUAUUCAAAGUAAUUUACCAGUACCAAUAACAAAUGAUUCAUUGAAAAAUUUUACUCAAUGGAUUUAUUUAAGUCAAAUAAAUCAAGCUAUGACAUUAAAGAGUAUUAGUGAUGUAUGUCGAGUUCAUUCAUCAGUUAAUAUGAUUAAUCCAAAUACAAGUCAAGGUCAUACAAUGGGUUUAAUGUAUUGGCAAAUAAAUGAUAUUUGGCAAGCACCAACAUGGUCAUCUAUUGAAUAUAGUUUAAAAUGGAAAAUGGCUCAUUAUUAUGUUAAACAUAUGUAUGAACCUGUUUAUCCAAUAGUUAUUCUUACACCUUAUCUAGCAAAUCUAACCGAUGAAAAUGCUCGUAUAUCAUUCUAUGUAAUUAAUGAUCUUUUAAAUGAAACUCAUGGUCAAUUAAUGUGUUCGAUUCAUACAUUAAAUAAAUUCUCUGUUCAAUUAUCAAUUGCAUACGAUGUCGUUUUAGACUUAACAAGUAUGCAACAUGUUGCUGAUCUUUCAUAUACAUCGUUAAUGAAACGUACAAGUUGUUCAAAUGAUAACCAUUGUAUUCUUCAUUGUUCAUUUGAUUAUAAUCAUCAGUCCAUAGAUCAAACAUUGUUUUUAACACAACCAAAAAAUUAUCAACUUUAUCAACCAAAUCUUCAUAUUGAAAAUAUUCAACAAAUUACAUCAACUGAUAUUGUUAUAAGAAUUACAGCUACACGACCAGCUCUAUUUGUUUGGCUUGAUAUAUCAGCAAAUAGAAGUGGAUAUUUUUCAAAAAAUGGAUUUCAUAUGUUUGAACCAAUAAUAACCGUUACUUUUCAUUCAUGGAUACCAAUAAUAGACUUUGACAGAGCUAAUUUUGACCUACGUAUAAGUUCAUUAUUUGAUGUAACACAACCAUAA